UCGUAGAUUCAACAGCUUCGUAAAAUGUUCCUAACCUCACUUUACCUAAGCUAACCUCACACGAUGAAGUUUUAAAAAGAAUAUCCCAUGUACUCGUGGUUAAAUUACUGCAAACGAUAAUUUGAAACCACUUGUGGUUAGCAAUAAGCUAAAAGUAAACUUCUGAACGAAAUCGUCAGAAUGAGAGUAAAAGUUCUGCGAUUGUAUAAAGACUUGCUCAGGUACGGACAAAACUUGCAAUACACCGAUCAAGAAUUGUUCAAAAGAAAAAUAAAGGGAAAUUUUCGAAGAAGCAAAGAUUUGUCGGAUCAAAAAGAUAUCGAAUUUCAACUACAGAAAGGAUUGCAGUUGCUGAAAGACAAGAGAGUGAUUUAAACGUUAUUGAAUUCUUUUGCACAACCAUGUUUCU
Molecule: messenger RNA, 409 nt
Organism: Diprion similis
Lineage: Eukaryota; Metazoa; Arthropoda; Insecta; Hymenoptera; Diprionidae
Product: MIEF1 upstream open reading frame protein
Exons: 2
Coding region: 181-375 (64 amino acids)
Source: RefSeq, a predicted model, not a curated record